UCUGUGCGAUCUGUCCCCUCUCCCUACCCAGCCCUAGGGAGGCUGACGGUGCUGGGGUCAGGAAGCCGUGCGUAUUUGGAGAGGGCAGGAUUGGGAAUCUCAUUCGCUUAAAUCAAUUAUAAUCAUAGGUGGCACUUGCUGUUUACUGCAGAAGUAAUUUCCUGCAACAGUGGGUUUGCCUGGGUUCAGCCUUCCCUCCCCUGUAUGGUGUCUUGCCCGUGUUGCAGAUGGUUUGGCUCAACAUCACGCCAGCGUCUGAGCGCCUCUGCCAGCCCUUCCAGGAAAGGUAUUUUCUAAGCUCUUUGUGCUUUGGUUCAGCACGUGAUGGAUCCCUGCAGCCCGUGAAUCAUCGCUCUUGCUGAGUAGCACUGCGCAAGUAGGACUUGCUCAUAUUAGCUAUACGAUACCUUCUUUGGGGCCGUCCUGCAGGUUGCUGAGCAGAGGGAAGGAUGAGUGUAUCCAGUAUCCUGCGGGGCCAGGUCGUUAAUUCACCUCUGGAUCUAGCAGGAGGGAGAUUGGGUUGCCAGCUCCAUCUCACUCGAGCAUUUGGACAUGCUUUCAGGUCUCCUGUUUCUGCUUCGUGAUAACAGCAGGGUGCUUCUUGCUUCAGCGUGCUGGCAGAGCCCCACAGACAAUCUCUGGCAGAAGGGGAAACAGCUGGGUCGAGGAAUGAGAAGAAUUCAGAGGCGCUCAGACUCGUGCAGGUGCUGAAAUUUUCCUGGCGGAAGUUUUGAUGUGGCUUCUGUUUGGCAGAUGGCAAAGCUGGCUCUCAGUGCUCGCGUUUUGCCCUCCAUUCCGCUCUUUCCUGAGUGGCUGUGAAGACGUUUAGUGUCUUGCCCAGCUGUUUGUUGGAAGGAUGCUGUUGGAAUUUGGAAGCAAAAGACAAGGCAGAGUUGCUGGGGAGUGCGGUUCUGGAGCAGCAGUGCCUGAUACCCGAGUGCCCGUGCAGAGCAGGUGCUGACUCCCGAGCAGGAGGAGAGGGCAGGCUGUCUGUGAAGCUGCUCCUGGAUUCAGAGGCACACUGAGACACCGGGGCAUGAACCAGUGCCCGAGCACCAGAGAAGGGUUCUGGCAUCGGUGAUGAGCAAUGGGGUAUGAUGUAGCACGUUUUCAGGGGGAUGUUGAUGAAGACCUUAUAUGCCCCAUCUGCAGCGGGGUCCUGGAGGAGCCGGUUCAGGCUCCUCACUGCGAGCACGCCUUCUGCAAUGCCUGCAUCACCCAGUGGUUCUCCCAGCAGCAGACUUGCCCCGUGGACCGCAGCGUCGUGACGGUUGCCCACCUCCGCCCCGUCCCACGGAUCAUGCGUAAUAUGCUCUCGAAGCUGCAGAUCACUUGCGACAACGCUGUUUUCGGCUGUACGGCAGUUGUGCGACUUGACAACCUGAUGUCUCACCUCAAUGACUGCGAGCACAAUCCGAAGCGCCCGGUGACUUGCGAGCAGGGAUGCGGCUUGGAAAUGCCCAAAGAUGAGCUGCCAAACCACAACUGCAUCAAGCAUUUAAGAUCCGUAGUGCAACAGCAGCAGACGAGAAUCGCCGAGCUGGAGAAGACCUCGGCAGAGCACAAGCAUCAGCUGGCCGAGCAGAAACGGGACAUCCAGCUGCUGAAGGCCUACAUGCGCGCCAUCCGCAGCGUCAACCCCAACCUGCAGAACCUGGAGGAGACAAUCGAAUACAAUGAGAUCCUGGAGUGGGUGAACUCCCUGCAGCCGGCCCGGGUGACGCGGUGGGGUGGAAUGAUCUCCACGCCGGACGCGGUGCUGCAGGCCGUCAUCAAGCGUUCGCUGGUGGAGAGCGGUUGCCCCACGUCCAUCAUCAACGAGUUGAUCGAGAACGCCCACGAGCGGAACUGGCCGCAGGGCUUGGCCACGCUGGAGACCCGCCAGAUGAACCGGCGGUACUACGAGAACUAUGUGGCCAAGCGCAUCCCCGGCAAGCAGGCCGUGGUGGUGAUGGCCUGCGAAAACCAGCACAUGGGCGAGGACAUGGUGCUAGAGCCGGGACUGGUGAUGAUAUUUGCACACGGAGUGGAGGAAAUUUAAGGACUUGCAAAGAGAAAACGCUUCGUGCUGACGAGGGAGAGGAGGGGGAAGGCGCAGAGGUGGAGACCGGGCGUAGCCGGUCAAAACUGCUGGUGUUCCCUGGUCACCGACAUGGUUUUCUUAGGGCACCGUUCCCUCGAACCUCUUGCUUCCUAGCUGAAACGAUUAAACGCCUCUGGUAAAUACUACUCAAACCCUUGGCCCAGCGGUGAGCACGCACUGCGGCCCCUCCACGUUCGCCCCUUGCAGAUCAGCUUCCCCGUUCGAUGUCUUUCAAGGAGAGAAGGAGCAACCGCUCCACCUGUUCUGCCGGACUCCUCAGACUCCUCGGGCUCCCAAAGCCCGGCUCCUGGUCCAGCCCAAACCUGAAGGCCCAGCUCAGCUCUUGCUGUGGACUGACCCCGCGGCCAAAUCCUCCUUGGGCUUUCUCUCCCUCUCUCGAUUUUCCUCCUCGCUCUGCGGCAUCUCUCCGCCGCCGUUUCCCCGAGCCUUGCCUCCGACCACGCAGCACGGCAGCAGCGGGGUCCGCUCCCCCCCUCCUGUGGGCUGGAGAAGGGGCUUGGCUGGGGGGAGCCCCCGAAUUGGGUGCCGUCACCCGGAGCCAAACCAGCUGCGACCGAGCCCCCGGCGCACACCGAGGGCUUGGGGGGGACUCGGGGCUGGGGACCGGCCUUUCCCCCGCCGUGGUGCCCUGCCGCCCUCGAGCCCCUCUCUCCGUGCAUGCCCCAGCCCUGCUCCUCCCCGGGGGGGACGGAUCCCCAUGCUUCUCCCCCCCCAGGCGUCUCCCCCCCGAGACGCCGUCCCGCCUUCGUUUGCCAGUGCUUGGCUCUGCUUUUUCUGCUGUUACUGGUGUUACUUUUCAGACACUUGUGACUCUGGUUCUGUAUUUUUUUUGUACUUUUUUUGGCCUUUUCUUGUUUUUUAUUUCCCCCUCCCCCUUUUAUUUUAUUUUUUGAAGUACCGUGGACAGGCACCUCAGAACCUGCUUACGUUUACUUGUUGGGAACUUAAUUUAUUUGCAUUUGUUUUGUUGUUUUUUACAGUACUUUCUCCUCCGGUGUCUGUACUGCUCGGAUCUGGCCGCGGCUCGGUCUGGUGCCCAGCCGGGCUGGCGGGAGGCAGGGAUUUAAGUGAUCAAUAAACGGCAUUCUGGUUGCUU
Molecule: messenger RNA, 3200 nt
Organism: Grus americana (Whooping crane)
Lineage: Eukaryota; Metazoa; Chordata; Aves; Gruiformes; Gruidae
Gene: RNF41
Product: ring finger protein 41
Exons: 6
Coding region: 1088-2041 (317 amino acids)
Biological process (GO): positive regulation of JNK cascade; tumor necrosis factor-mediated signaling pathway; protein K63-linked ubiquitination
Cellular component (GO): plasma membrane signaling receptor complex
Molecular function (GO): ubiquitin protein ligase activity; zinc ion binding
Source: RefSeq, a predicted model, not a curated record